Procambarus clarkii (red swamp crayfish) is the source of this 633-nucleotide messenger RNA. The record is from RefSeq and is a predicted model, not a curated record. Lineage: Eukaryota; Metazoa; Arthropoda; Malacostraca; Decapoda; Cambaridae.
AUGGACCGCCAGAAUGUACCAGUGGUGAUGGACCGCCAGAAUGUACCAGUGGUGAUGGACCGCAUGAAUGUACCAGUGGUGAUGGACCGCCAGAAUGUUGAUGUCGACCUACAUCAACAGGUUGAUGUCGACCUACAUCAACAGGUUGAUGUCGACCUACAUCAACAGGUUGAUGUCGACCUACAUCAACAGGUUGAUGUCGACCUACAUCAACAGGUUGAUGUCGACCUACACCAACAGGUUGAUGUCGACCUACAUCAACAGGUUGAUGUCGACCUACACCAACAGGUUGAUGUCGACCUACAUCAACAGGUUGAUGUCGACCUACAUCAACAGGUUGAUGUCGACCUACACCAACAGGUUGAUGUCGACCUACAUCAACAGGUUGAUGUCGACCUACAUCAACAGGUUGAUGUCGACCUACAUCAACAGGUUGAUGUCGACCUACAUCAACAGGUUGAUGUCGACCUACAUCAACAGGUUGAUGUCGACCUACAUCAACAGGUUGAUGUCGACCUACAUCAACAGGUUGAUGUCGACCUACAUCAACAGGUUGAUGUCGACCUACAUCAACAGGUUGAUGUCGACCUACAUCAACAGGUUGAUGUCGACCUACAUCAACAGGCAUUAUAG